AUGCGCGAAAGGAUACUGACCAGAACGGACAAGCCGCUUCCGCACGACGACGCCGAUGAUGGUAACAAGUUGUGCAACCUCAUAUGGCUCAGCCAUAUAGAAAAUGAGAAGAAAAAGGAUUUGGGCAUCACGUGUUCCAGGCAGAAGUGUAAGAAGAGUGGAAAACACCAUGAUUACAGUUCCAGAUACGACAGUAGAAAUGAACACCGCUGCAAAUAUGGAGAUCCGAUGAGUCACAGGGGGGGCGAUGCUGACGAAUGUGAUGAGGCGGCCUCUUUCAUGCUCCACAAAUUAAAAGAAAAUAUCCGAAAGGGUUGCUCACUUACACAUGGAAGUGAAAAUGGAAAGCGAAGUUCCAGAAGGGAGGAUGCGCUGUUCCCUUCCCAUCUCGGUGUCGCAGACGAUGUGAACUUGCUCCUCCGGAAGAAGGUGAAAGGUGAUCAUCAGAAAUUUAUUCGCACCGUGAGAGAUCCUUCUCUGCGAAAAGGGAGCACGCGGAUCAAGGUGAAUGAAGCAACAAAGAGAAAUGAUAUUUCAGGGGGUAAAGGGGCCUGCUUGUUAAUCGGGAAAAGCAGGAAAGACAGACAUGGGGAUGGUGCUGUUCGAAGGGACCGACAUGGUUGUGGGCACCACCAAAAGACGAAUGAGUACGACGAAGAAUUGUAUAUGAAUUAUGGGGACAGCUGCGAUGGGGAAAUUCUCGAGGUGGACGGAGUAAACGCAGAAGAGGUAAAGGCGGAAGGCAUGGGUGAAUGGGGUGGCCAUUCCAAAAGGGGGGGAAAGCAUAGCAGCAGAAGGGGUGAUUCGAGCAAAGCACAUAAACCACGAAAAGUGGAAAAAAUGAGAAAAUCUCGGAGGGAAAAAAAUUGGAAAAAUUGCCUCAUCGGCUGCAGAAGUGGAAGUGUGAUGACGCAGUUCAGUUCACCCGAUCAUGACUGUUACCAAGCGGAGGAAGAAAAGAGGAAGGAAAAAAAAAAAAAAAAAAAAAAAAAAAAAAGCGACAUGAAAAGCACGGAGGAAAUGACAAAUUAUAUUUCUUCUCUCUUGUUCAAUCUGAGUGACAUGCGUAAAAAUAAUUUAAGCAAAGCAGAUGGCGUGAUGGUGAAAAAAUCUUGUAGUCAUUACUGCAGAGUUGAAAGGACACGGGAUGGUGCUGAUGUGGAAGGUCAAAGAAGGGGCGGCGACGAAUGCGGCGACGAAUGCGGUGGCGAAUGCGACGGUGCAUCCCCGCGGCAUGGGAAAAAUGGUAGCACAGCAGAUGGUGCCGCGGGACGAAGUGGCAAAUUUUCCAGAAAAUUCUGCGUCAAAAGGAGCGCUAAAAAUUGCGCCCAAAAUGAAGGCAAAAAUAUUUGCAAAAAAAUUAGCAAACAUAUGAACAAAUACAUUGCGGAAGACGAAGACGGGGACGAAGGCAAAGAGGAAAUCCUCGGCGAAACCCAGGGGGAAAGGCAAAAGAAAAAAAAAAAAAAAAACGUAAAAAAUACUAACAGAAAGAAGGACACGGCGGAAACGAAAAAUUAUGCACAGGGAAGAAGGGAGACGCUGCAUGAUGAUUCGCGUACCCCUGCGCCCGAGUGGCAUUUUGUGAGGAACGGGAGAGGCGAAGAAAUUUCCAGUGAAAGCGCAGGGCGAAACCAUAGGCGUAGGUAUAGAAGCGUUGAUAGCGGGAAUAGUAGCGGUUGCGAACGCGGCAGUCGCCGUCGCCGCAGCAGCAGCAUCUCAGUUAACCUGCCCGAAGGAGGCCCCCUCUUGGGCGGAAACGUUUUUUCAGCAGACGAAACUGAAGGAGAAGGGGCUGCCUCGGUUUCACCAAAACGAGACGCGCGUGUUGUGGCAAAAUUAGGGAGGGCUGAACCCCCAAGUGAUAGCCACAGCGUAAGCGAGGUUAGAAAGGCGGCCAGAUGCGACUCUGUCGAUAGGGACGCCCCCUUUAAAAACCACUCGAAGCAGAGCGAGUUUUUAUACGAACGAACAAUGAAAAGUAGCAACAGUUAUUCUCUGCGCGACGGGGAGGAUUUUGAGGAGGCGCAGCAGGAGAGGUACGGAGAGGAGGAAAGACACCCGCAGAGGGAAUUGGAACAAAGGGAAAAAAAAAAUAAAAAAAAAAAUUCGAAGGAAAUUGAUGUGGAUGGAACUUUACCGGAAAGAGGAAUCAUCGCACAAGUGGACCAACGGGGUCGUCACCCGAAUAGUACCUACGAAAAAGAAACUAAAGUAAGUACAUCUAAAUAUGCACACACAAUAGCUAGCCCACAGAAGAAAAAAAGAAACUCAAGUGAAAUUCAAGAUGAUGGAAGUGUGAACGAUGAGAAGAAAACGUCUGUGAAGGAUAACGUGUACGAAAAUUUCAUAAGGGAGUACCAAAAUUUGCAAUCCCUAUUUUCGUUUAACAAAGACAAGAUGGAAGAUGAUAACGAUAACGAUAACGAUAACGACAAUGACAACGGCGACGAAGAUGACGACGAUGAUGAUGAGGAGGAGGAGGACAAGAAAAAGAAGAAGAAGGGGGACGACUCUUAUGGAGAAUCACGCAGUAGAGUACUAGAUAGGGAUGGAAACGAGAGCUUAUGUGAAGAUGUCUUGUCUAAAAAUCACCGUAGCAGAAUGUUAGCAAAUGAUGGGUAUGCUAACUCGAAGGGAGAAAAAUCUCCCCGUGGUGCAGAGCGAGGGAAGCCUAGUGAACCGAACCAAAGCGACCAGGGGGUUGAUUCCUUGGAACAACUCUCAUACAACAUUGGCCAAUAUGAUAAUACCGAGUCGGUUGGCAAUAUUGAAGUUGGAGUGGUCGUCAGGGAUAACUCCCCUCCAAGUCGUGGCAAAGGGUUAUGUGGGAACGACGAUACGGAUAGCAGUGGGGUGGUUCCUAUUGGGGAUAACCAACAGGACAAGAGCCACUCUGAUGGAAAAGAAAACGAAAGCGGCACGAACGAAGGGGUAACGCAUGCACACGGGGUAGGGAAGGAGUCAGAAGAUAUGGACGCCUCCGAGGAGGGCACUGUAAAAAAGAACAGAACGGGAGGAAGCACCAGACAUGUGAGACGAGAAUCCAGUGGUGGAAAUGUGCACAGGAUAAAAGAAGCUGCAAAUUUGGAGAGUAGCACGAAGGUGAAGUCUCAAGAUGAGGAUACGCACAUGAACAGAGUGCGAAGUAAAAACUCCGAUUUGUUGAUAUGGAAUGAGCAGGUGCAACCCGGCGACAUGCUUCUUUUUCCAGACUCCCUACGAAAGGGCUCCCUCUCCAAAAACAAAACGGUACCAGACGAAAACAACUACUUUGAAUACGGAGCGAAGAACUCCAAGAAACUGCUCCACAAGAACAUGAGCAGCAUGUACAGCAUGAACGGAUCCAAUCUAAGUUUCCACCAAGAUUUUUUUAAAGACAUUUUAUUGUUAAAUGAUGAAAAAAAAAAAGAAAAAAAAAAAAAAAAAUCCAGCAAGCAACACAGUUUUGACAAUAUCCAGCAUCUACCCUAUUUCGAAGAAACGAAAAAAGGAAAACAGAACAAGGAAAAUAGGAAAGACAAAAAAAAAGGAAAUGACGAUGACGACAAACAUGGAGAGGAUGACGAAUACAAUGAUGAUGAGGAUGGCGACGUUGUUGAUGAUGUUGGUGAUGAUGACGAAGUGCAUAGGGAGGAAGCCGCAGGGGAAGACAUUUAUAAGGAAGAAAGUGAUGACUAUGGAAACUAUGAUGCGGAAGGCGUUGAAGGUCGUGGUGAUGAUAGCUAUGAUCAGGAGGAGCUUCACAAUGGAGACCACCUGGAGAGACCACAUGGACAGACGGAAAGCCAUAAAGAGAGGAAGAAGAAAAAGAAACUUCAAGGAGAACUAACCAAAAAAAGCAAAAGUGGAAAGAUGGAAAAAGUGAAGAUCGUCGAGGAGAAGAACAGAACCCACAAGCGUAGAAGUACAAAGGAGAAACGAAAGUGCAGUCGAACCCACAACAAUUCGAUUUGUUCUCUGGAGGACGACGACUUUAAUGAUGAUGCGAUAGAUUACCCUUACCAUGAAAAGAGGGUCCUUCUUGACGACGCAGUAAUUGGGGAUGACAACCUCGACAUCGACAUGUUGGAUGAUCUCCCUAAGGGCGGCAUCUUAGCUUAUCCAGACGAGGUGCCGAAUCAGGAAGAAGGGCCAAAUGUGGAAAAGGCAAAAAGGAAACGAAAGGGAAGUAGAAGAAAGAAGGAAGAUCUAAGGGAAGAAUAUAUGAAGGAGUUUUUCAGUUCAGUUUUGGAUAAUCAAAUUUAUAAAAAAAACCUGAACAGCAAAGACUUUUGUCGUAACUUUGCCUUAGAGGGAGAGGAAGACAUGGCAGAUGCGAUAGAGGGGGAGGAAGGAGAAAAAUAUAUGCUAAAGAACAUAUCGAAAGUUAUUAGAGCGGAAAAUAUAGACACGGAAAUUGAACUUUUGCGGAAUGAAAUUCUGCAAACGAAGAUGUCCAAGGAGAGUGUAUCCCAUGUAGAAAAAAAGAAAAGCGCACAUAAAAUUAGCAACCCUUUGGAGAUGACCCAUAGGAAGAAAAAGUCGAACGAUAAGGAGGAAGAAAAGAGAAACAGUUUUAAAUUGGAUUUCAAAACGGGCAAAGAUGGAACUCAUCACAAUGCAUUUACUUCUCACUACGCGAAAGACGAAGAUGAUUACUAUACCAUACACCAUGAAAAGAAAAAAAGAGAAUCUCACGUAAGGAUGAGAGAUAUCAACUUUGAAGAGGAUGAAAGAUUUAAAAAAUCUAAAGGCAGAAACAAAUUGGCGGGGAGAGACAGAGUCCACUCGUUUAAUGAAGAAGGACGUGGGAUACCACCAACGCAUGGAAACAACAACAGCGCAGGAGGAGGAGGAGGAUUGCACCUGAACAGAAGCCUCGAAUUUUUUUCUAGCAAUUUCUUAAGUUUGAAAAAAUUAAUCGAAAGGAAAAAUGUGGAUACAAAUUACGACGCCAAGAGGGAAGACGAUUAUGUAGAGAAGGGAGAGGAAGAAGUAGAUAUUGAUGUAAGAAGAAAAAAAAGAAAUUCCUACGAUGAUUAUGAACACCCACAAAUGAUGAACAAGAGCAGCCACAAAAUCAGUCGAGGACUCAGGUUCGAUAAUUUGUUUGGAAUUAAUAAACGGAACAGUGAAUCAUUAAACUUUUACCGAAGCUUCAUUAAGGAGGAUGGGAAAAGUGGAAAGGGUGACCACCACCGCAAGAAGGGGCGCGGAAGAAGAGAUAGCGAAGAACGCUUUGAUUCGGGGUUCGGUACGUGGUUUGGCACUGGAUUAGGCUCCGACUUGGUCGGGGAACGAAGAGGAGCGGCCCGACGCGCGCAGCGAAGUGAAGAUUACAUGGAGGAUGUGGAGGAAGUAGGUAGUGUGGCGAAUGGACAGGACACACAUAAUGUGGAUGAUGAAGGUGAUGAUAAUGAUAAGGAUGAUGAUAAUGAUAGGGGUGAUGAUAAUGAUAAGGGUGAUGAUCAUGAGGCCGCAUAUGGUGAGGACUACGCAGAUGAUCGAAUUAGAAGUAUCAGAAGACGGAAGGGAGAGAAGGUCUUCUCAACAGGAAGAGAAGAGGAUGUGGUGGCUGGCCGUGCAGGUAGUCGUUCAGAAAAGGGCACUUUACGUGAUAGAGCCAAAAGGGAUGCAGUACAUGGACAAAGCACUGAAGAUCUACACAGUGGAGAGAAACUAGCCGAUGGGGAGAAACUGCAAAACGAAGAGCAGUCAGUCAAUGUGGAAGAAUUGCACGGAUCGGGAAGGAAUCACAAAAACGUGAAGAACAUUCUGCUAUCCCUAGAGUUAAGUAACGAGGACAAAAUAUAUAAAGUCCGCAAAAUUCUCUAUUACUCCUGCAGUGAAGAGAAGAAACUCAUGAUCAAUGAAAUUUUAAAUACACUGUAUGUGUACCCCCAGCUGUACGUUGCUUGCAUUAUUUCUUUGUUCUAUUUGUUCAUUCUAGAUAACGAAUUGUUCGAAAGGAACUUCAAACCAGAUGACUUAGUCUAUUUGUUUAAUGAUAAAAUUGAUUUCAGAUAUGCGGAAUGGUUUUUGAAGACUUACAUUUUUUAUAAGUUUAAAUUUUCCAGUGGAACUCACUCCAGUGAGUACUACAAGAAUUGUGUGCGGAGUGCUGUUGGGAGUGAGGGCAAGCGGGCCAGUGUUGACGUCAAGGAGGGAGAAAAUUCUCUCGAGGGGGCCCAUGCGUUUAGCGGGGGAAACUCGCACAGAGAUAUGUCGGCAGACAGAGCGGUAGACAGAGCGGUAGACAGGACGGCAGACAAAACGGCAGACAAAACGGCAGACAAAACGACAGACAGAGUGGCAGACAGAGUGGCAGACAGAGUGGCAGACAAAACGGUAGAUAAGGUUGGCGAGAGGGAAGGUGAUGGAGUAACGGCCAGCACGGCAGAUGGUAUUUGUGACCGAGCUAGCGAUAGCGCGCGGGAGAGACACAUAAAGCACAAAAUGUUCGACAUCUUCUUUGAGGGGUACCACUCCAGCGUGGACUCUACAGACAACUACUUUUGCGAGAGGAAGAGACACAUGGCCAGGGGAGAAAGGGAUGCAAGAACCGGAAAUGACAGCAGUGAUCUGUGGAAAAGUAUAGAGAAGCUAAAAUGUGUUGGCUACAAGGAAUGUAAAACCUUACUAAAGUUAUGCUUAAAAAAUGAAAAAGAAAAAAAUAUUAAUCAUUUAAAAGCAAGUAAAAUACGUAGCUUAGUUAUUUCCAUCUGGUCCAAUAUCUACACCUCUCGUCCGAAGAAAUCUUUUCUGAAAAUUAUUUUUAACUGGCUCAAUAGCAGGAAAGACGACUUAAGCAGAAAGAAAAAUUUACUUUACUUGUUACAAGAAGAGAAAAAGAAAAAUAUCCAUUUGCAAAGAAUUUGCUUCACCUACUUUUUGAACCAUAUAAUUAAACAUAAGGAGGAGUGCUCAAAUGAUUUGAUUUACUCCUUGUAUUUAAUUGAAGAAGAUAAAUUAAAAAAAUAUUCGAAGGAAUAUUUUGAAAUGAACAGAAUUGAUGUUAACCAAUUUAUCUCCAUCUGGAAUGUCAUGUGUAUUCUUUUUUGGGACACGAAAAAGAUUAAUGAUUUUGCGUUUUUGCACAAGAGCAAAUUUUACUACUAUGAUUUUAUGCUUAUUUUUUUUAGGGCCUUUUAUGAGUACGUAUGUGUCAAUAAGGGCAUAGAGCGAGGCGCGCUUUACUUGAAGAGGGUUGUGCCGGGUGAUGGUGGAACAGGGACGGUAAUAAGCGGAGUCGUAACCGGAGGGGUAAACGGAGGGGUAAACGGAGCCGAAGGAACGGAUGGUGUGUCCCCACGCAGGAGCAUUUCUUUGUCCAACUGCUCCUCCAACAAGGACGACACGCAGGAGGACGAAGGAGACGGGUACCUCAACCUCUUCGAUGUGGAAAACAUAAUAAACAAUUUCAACUUCGACGAUUUUGUCAAUAGUGAGAUGCGCAGUAGCAGCUACUUCGAUGCCUUCCUGGGGGGUGGCCCCGCGGCCAGACGAUCAGGUGUAAGAGAGACCAGUUCCGUGGGGAAACAGAAGCUCAAUUCCAGCGCACUACAGAGCGCGCGAGACAGUGAAGCUGGUCAGACGGGGGAGCCUUACAGAGGAGUGGUUACCGGUUCGUCGCAUCGACCGUGUAGCACCGACGGUGUAGAAUCACCUACGUUGCAGACCGCACAUUACGGUACACAUUUUGCAGAACCCUUCCCCGCGGAUAAGGCGGCAGAACCCUCCACCCAGGGUGGAACGCAAUCCACCUUCUCGCCGAUUACUCAGAGAAGCGUAUUCCCAAGCGACAACAGCGAAAUGGAGAAUCUACUCCUCCUAGGCAUAUGCAUAAAAAUUGUCAUCUGUAGAAUUUCCAAUCUACUGAAUGCCAAAUCAUGUCUGGAGCAGUUUAAUUAUUUUCUAAAUAAUCAGAAGCUUGGAUUCAGAACUUUUAAAAAUGCACAUAUGGUGUUGGUUUAUUUUAUUCCCUUCUUUAAGAGAUACUAUUUUCUUUGGAAAUUUAUUGAACACGAAAUUGAUGUAGAGAUUAUGAGUCUCCUUCAGAAUAUACUUAAUGACUUGGAACAACUUCAGGCUUCUUCCUCCGUGGGUAGAAUGUAUCUCGGCGUCGGUGGUACGCAUCAGGUGUGCGGGGUGAGCAAUCCACUACAUGUACGUGAAAUGUCACAGAGUAGGAAUGUGUGUGAUAGGUUGCCUCAAGAGAACCUCCAAGAACGGUUUACGUCCCCAUUCGGAGAGAGACCCUUCGUGAGGAGCAGUACGUGCAACUCCCAAAACAGAGGUGCGUUUCCAACUGGAGGGGAAAAGAAGAUAAGCAGUUUGGAGCAUUUUUACGCGAACGGAAAAUUCAAUUUGUAUUCAAAUGAGAUACGGAGAAUGGGGAGAAGUGGGCCGAACGGGGAAGGGGCGGAAGAGGAUGAUGUCUAUUUUGCGAGCGGGAGGGGACCAUCACCUAUGGGUGCGAUGAACACAGUAUCAAUGAGCGUUGCCCCGUUGAAGGGGGCUCUUUGCCGAAGUGAAGAAGACACAGAUGAAAAUUGCAUUACCUACGAUGAUAUGUUCAGAAAUUACGACAGCGAAGACAAUUCGGAGGGGAGGGAUUGUCUGGAUGAGAGUUGCAAUGUGAAGGACUACAUAACAAGCCUGCACUUCAACAACCCACUUGAGGAGAAGAUACUUUCCAAGAGGAAAGGCGCCAAAUCUGUAGGUGGGGAGAAGAAAGGAAAGGUAAACAACGAUGGCGAGGAGGUUGCUAAGAACGGGGACAAUGUCGAGGAGAAAGAAAAUUCUUAUAUCAAGGAAGGAGGUACAAUUAUGGGAGAGGGAAACGGAUCGACGUGUCCACAUGAAUCGAAAGAGGAUAUAUUCGGAUCGAAGCCCACACGUGUAGGCAUUUUCCCGAUGGAGUCUUCCACUGUCAGGCAAAAUUCCUCCGGUCAGAACUAUCACAUGAACAGUAAAGAUUAUAAAAGUGGAGGGGCAAAGGACCUGCCGUAUGGGAAGAAGAGUAGCGGAGGAGGAGCCCCAGGGGGGGCAAAUUCAACAUCAAUGAUGAUGCCACCUGAUCCAUUCGCAAGUGAGAACAACGUGAUGAAGAAAUUUCCAUCACUGGGAUUACCUGAGUCUGACGAUGAGAAAGGAGAGAAUGGCGAAGUGAAUUUCAAGUCGGGCAAGGCACUACCAUUAAACACUGAAAACCGAAAGAAGGAAAAAAAAAAUGAUUCUCUUAAAAACAACACUACAGGAAAAGGGGAUGGAAGUAAUCUUAACAUAGUCGGCCAUCAGACAGAACAAAUUGGAAACCACACGAUCAAUGGACAGCUGAAUGAGUUCCCGUAUGAGACCCCAAUGCAAAAUACCACCCCUGGUGGUGCACUCAAUAAAAAUAUUUGCAUAAAAAAAAAUGCACUUAAUGAUAAUUAUCAGGAAGUGGAUUUCACGACGAGCAGUCUGAGAACAAAGAACAGACCUGGAGAAGGGAAUAAAACGAAAAAAGGAGGAGUUGCUCCAAAGUAUCUAAUGCUAAAGGUAGACACUUGUGAGUUGAAGAGAAUGACAAGGAGUAAGCUGAAGCAUCCACCGGUUGGUUUAGUAAAUUUAGGUAACACUUGCUACCUGAAUAGCCUUCUGCAAGCCUUAUACAGCACCGUAUCCUUCGUGGUGAAUUUAUAUCUGUUUAAUAUUCGACAGAAUGUGAAGGAGGGAGGGGAAGAGAGUUCGAAUCCAUUUGUAGAGAAGCAGAAGCAUACCCUUGGACCCAAUGGAACGAACACACUCAAAGGACCAGUGCACAGACUUAGCAAUGUGGACGGAUUAAAUAAUAUAAUGAAUUCUAUAGGAAAAAUGAAUACGCUUACCAGACUGAAUACACUGAACGGGAUACCCCCCAUGAACCAUAUAGGCACGGUAGAGUCGGAGAGAUUCCUACAGGAGUUAAAAAAUCUCUACAUUAUAAUGACGACCACGAACAAAAUGUAUGUUUCUCCUGAUAGCAUUUUGGGUCUCCUCCCAUAUGAACUGAACAAUCGAAACCAACAAGACGUUACGGAACUGUUGCGAUAUAUUUUUGAUAAAUUGGGAGGGUCGAGUAGAGAAUUCCUUCGACUAAUAUUCUCAGGCGUGCUUGUGCAAAAAGUGCAGUGUCAGAAAUGUUUCUUUGUCUCUAAAAAAGAGGAAGUAAUUCACGACUUGUCCUUCCCUAUUCCUGUAAGGGCAUCAGAGAAACUGUCCAUUCAGAAGUAUUUUGAUUCGUUUGUGCAGAAGGAGAAAAUCCAUGGCUCCAACAAGUAUCGGUGUUCCAAGUGCAACAAGAGGAGGAACGCCCUUAAGUGGAACGAAAUAAUUUCUCCUCCUUGCCACCUCAUCUUGAUUCUAAACAGGUACAACUGGUCCUUCAGCUCCAACGAAAAGAAGAAAGUUAAGACACACGUGAAAAUCAACUCAAAAAUUGUGGUGAACAGUUUUGACUAUAAGCUGUAUGGAGCCAUUAUCCACGGAGGCUCGUCUGCUUCAUCUGGCCACUACUAUUUCAUUGGAAAAAAAUCGGAACGGGAUCAGGAGGACGAAACGAAUGACUGGUAUCAGAUGAACGACUCAGUAAUCACCAAGGUGAGCUCCAAGUUGAUAAACAAGAUUUCCAAGGACCCCUCCAACGACCACACGCCAUACGUUUUGUUUUACCGCUGCAAGCAGGCGCCCCCCUCACCUGCUCUCCACUUCUAA
Molecule: messenger RNA, 10719 nt
Organism: Plasmodium knowlesi strain H
Lineage: Eukaryota; Apicomplexa; Aconoidasida; Haemosporida; Plasmodiidae
Product: ubiquitin carboxyl-terminal hydrolase 1, putative
Exons: 2
Coding region: 1-10719 (3572 amino acids)
Biological process (GO): protein deubiquitination
Cellular component (GO): nucleus; cytosol
Molecular function (GO): cysteine-type endopeptidase activity; cysteine-type deubiquitinase activity
Source: RefSeq, a predicted model, not a curated record